AUUUGAAACUUUCUUCUACAAAGCAGUUCAGAGCCUCUCUCACAUCCGCGCGUCAAAUGCUGGAACCGCAUAAACGACGCCGUUUAUACCUUUAACGAAAAAGUCAAGGCUCGCUUUCCACUCGCUCGAGUCGUCGUUAAGUCGUUUUGCUCCCUUUCUCGUCAGAGACUCUCUCACUGUCUCUCACCGUUUCUCGUUCCUGAUCAGAAAAGAAGAAGAACGCAUGGCCGUAGCUGAACCCAAGCCUCACUCGGAACCUAAGGUCUGGAACUUCUUCAAGCGUCCCUUUCGCCAUUCCUCAGCUACCUCCGGCGCCAUGCCUCCCAAUACCUCCACCACGACGUCGUCUCAUCACGGCUACCACCACCACACCAACCCUACCUCACACAAUCCUCCGCUCGAUGGCUCCUCCAACCACGCCUCUAGUUCCGUCUCUUCUGUAGCAAGGUCGUUCCUCCCAACACGACGUCGUCUCAAGCUUGACCCUUCCAACAAGCUCUUUUUCCCUUAUGAGCCAGGCAAACAGGUUAGGAGUGCUAUCAGGAUUAAAAACACCAGUAAAUCCUAUGUAGCUUUCAAGUUUCAAACGACUGCACCUAAAAGCUGUUUCAUGCGUCCUCCUGGGGCUAUCCUCGCACCGGGUGAGAGUAUCAUAGCAACCGUGUUCAAGUUUGUAGAGCAACCAGAAAAUAAUGAAAAGCCAGAAAAAACUGGACUCAAAUUUAAAAUCAUGAGCUUGAAGGUCAAAGGAUCAAUUGAUUACGUCCCUGAGCUGUUUGAUGAGCAGAAAGACCAAGUAGCAGUGGAGCAGAUUUUGCGGGUUGUUUUUCUAGAUCCAGAGCGUCCCACCUCAGCUUUGGAAAAACUGAACCGUCAGCUGUCUGAGGCUGAUGCUGCACUCGAGGCACGCAAGAAACCUGCAGAAGAUGCAGGUCCUAAGAUCAUUGGAGAAGGGCUUGUCAUAGAUGAAUGGAAAGAAAGGAGGGAAAGAUACCUUGCAAAGCAGCAGGGCGACGUGGUAGUAGACUCUGUAUAGUGGUGUUGGUCUGGAAAUACAAUGAUUGAAUAGGAAAGAACGUUGUGGUUAAGUCUUCAGAGAAUCAAAUUAUAAAAUCUCAGCAUUGUCUUUUUUAGUUUAUAUUUUUUGGUAAGAAAAAUAUAUCAGGUGAAUGGCAAGUGUACUUUGGAGAAAACUGUGCUUGGGUGGGCGAUCAUCCUAUAUGUAGAUAAAUGUCAUUUUGUAAUAGGUCUGCUGUUUUUGAUGGGUUGAUGUGAAAUAGUUUAUUCCAGUUUGCAACUUUGCAUAACGGAUUGUUGCCAUGAUAUAAAUUCAAUUCCUCUACUGCCAUGAUGGCUCAAAUUCUCGGAGUGGGAAAGAAUCAUUGAGCGAAGAGAUGUUUGUAAGUUUGAUAUUCCAUUCAAAAACUAGAAUCAAGUUUGUCUAUGUACAUACACUCGAUGACUUUACUGGUGGUGUUCCUUCUCUGAGAAGUGAUUCAUCUUCUUAAGAAACUAGAUGUCAUUGUGUUAA
Molecule: messenger RNA, 1531 nt
Organism: Arachis duranensis
Lineage: Eukaryota; Viridiplantae; Streptophyta; Magnoliopsida; Fabales; Fabaceae
Product: vesicle-associated protein 4-2
Exons: 7
Coding region: 224-1036 (270 amino acids)
Biological process (GO): endoplasmic reticulum membrane organization
Cellular component (GO): endoplasmic reticulum membrane; plasma membrane
Source: RefSeq, a predicted model, not a curated record